Messenger RNA from Mycena indigotica, 1488 nucleotides. RefSeq lists its product as uncharacterized. Bases 1 to 1488 code for a protein of 495 amino acids. The record is from RefSeq and is a predicted model, not a curated record. The transcript is spliced from 14 exons. Lineage: Eukaryota; Fungi; Basidiomycota; Agaricomycetes; Agaricales; Mycenaceae.
AUGGCACAGCCCAAGCUCGACGGGUUCUGGCUGAAGAUCCUGUACGCACACUCCAAUAUGACUACCGUCGCCGAAGAGAUAAAAUACGCUCGGCUUCGUGUUGCGGCGAACUAUGGACUGGCGCCGCUCGAGGAACAGUCUGACUCUGAGUCCCUCGUGGCGGACUCGGACUCGGCGGAUGCUCACGCUCUCGGCUCAUCUAGUUUGGAAUUGCCAGUGGAUGAAAGAAUUCUGCCAGAGCCUCAAUAUCGCCGUCCGCCAUAUACUUUCCAAUUGAACCCCAUGGGUAUCGGGCACCGGACAGGGCUCGGCGACGAUAUUGCGGCCAGUCCUUCCGCGGUCAUGACAUUCGGCCGCGAGGACGGUAUCUCACCCGAGCAAAGACUGCGUUUCUUGGUUGACCUGGGAUCUAAUGCCUUCUGGGCCGCAUCGGCCGAAAUUACGGGCAGUGACGAUCAGUAUUUACCAUUUCGGGGCCGCUUCGGCGCGUUUCACGACCUCUGGGGCUACAGAAACCCGAGGAACAGAGAGACUGUGAUUUCGACCAUGACUGACGAAUUCUGCAGUGGAUGUGCCGAUGGCAAAGAAGGUCAAGCGGUUUACCGUCUCCACAGGGACCGCAUCUACUUCAAACACGCGGAUGAUUGGUCGAAAGCGGAGACACUUCCGGUUGUUUUCGGCGUCGCGCACGACGUCAGCGAAGGCCGUUUGCAGACGAUUCCUGCGGACGGUAUCCUGCCGUUAGGCCGUCGCAUGAGCUUUGACCCGAAUGAAGGAUAUUCAUUCCUCGGCCAGAUUGCCCCACACUUGGAACAUCCCGAGUUAACCAUGUAUUUUACGAAGACUGGUAACCCAACAGGCGCGAUUCUGCUUGGCAAAUGCACAAAAGUAGCUCACGAGAAGGCGGGGCUCUUCGGACCAUGGCACGACGACAUUCCCCUCAUCGGCGACCUCCACUGGGCGCUCGAAGCCAACCUCAAGAAGGUGGACGAUGAAGUGCACCAGACAAAUACGCGUCUUGCUCAGAAUGGCAUAGUUUUCGACUCUGAUUCCACGUUCACGUUUCUCGAAGACCUGCUUUUCCACAAGAUAUAUAAGGAGCACCGGCUCGAAUACGACCCCGCCGUGGAGGCGUGGACCAUCAGCGCAGACACAAUUUCCGGCGUUCCACUGCCGUCGGUCGAGAUACAGCUGGGGCCCGCGACCCAGGGGGACUCGCGGUAUUUCCCAUUUCCGGUCUUGUACCUCCGGCCAGCGGGGGCGGCAGCGCCCCCUGCCGGCCCGGGCCGCGUCGUAUGCGCCAUCCAGCCCCUCUCACAGCUGUCCACAGACGAGGGUGCACCCGAGGUCCUCGGCAUCACCGCGCUGACGCAUCUUGCGGUCAAGUUGCGGUUCCCGGAUGUUGCCGACCGGCGGUGCGAUCGGCUGGCGUGGCGCACGAAGCCAGCCGACUGUGGGGCACUGGCACCUAGAGGAGCCUGGGAGUAG